This is a messenger RNA of Aspergillus vadensis CBS 113365, 528 nucleotides long. RefSeq lists its product as uncharacterized. Bases 211 to 486 code for a protein of 91 amino acids. The transcript is spliced from 2 exons. The record is from RefSeq and is a predicted model, not a curated record. Lineage: Eukaryota; Fungi; Ascomycota; Eurotiomycetes; Eurotiales; Aspergillaceae.
ACUCUACACUGCCACCACCGGAUGUCGCUCUUCCGCUGACGUAGAUGCGAUUACUGCUCUAGCGCAUAGGGCUAUAUUUCCAUGACGACAGUUCUGAGUACAAAGUACGGAAGAGAUAGCCAUGGGCUAAUUUUCGAGUCAAAUCUCCGGAGUAAGUUGGCGGGUAAUCUAUCAACAGUAAUCAGAUGCAGAUCACGGGACCAGACUUGAAUGACAGCCACUCGUCAAGCCACACCUGGAGAGCUCCAGCCACAGUUUGCCUGUUUGGAAGGAAAUGAGUGGAAAGUGGCACAUCAACAUGUCAACCAGUUCAGUUCAACUCAACAGUCCACAACUGACAGACGCUGGAUGCCGCUGCAGCUCUACACAUAUCUCCGAUCUUCGGCUACCAGACGCAGUGCGUACAUUAUCUCCCUGAAGAUCACAUUUCAACUUGAUCGCUUGCAGUUUGGUUGGGGUUAUAUACUGACCCUCUCGCCCCUUUAGUUCCUCGCCCGUGCCAGACGGAAUAGAGCGCCCACUCCUUCG